Molecule: messenger RNA, 1547 nt
Organism: Lutzomyia longipalpis
Lineage: Eukaryota; Metazoa; Arthropoda; Insecta; Diptera; Psychodidae
Product: phospholipase A2 group XV-like
Exons: 5
Coding region: 195-1460 (421 amino acids)
Biological process (GO): lipid metabolic process
Source: RefSeq, a predicted model, not a curated record
AAAAAAACAUAAAGCCAAAAGUGCGUCACUGAUAAAAAGAGCUGAUUAGCUGAUACUGUGAGCUGGCAAUUGACCUCAGUUGUCUCGCAAAUAGUCCCCUUGUUGUUCAUUUUGCUGAAGUUUGUCGUGACAGUGUUGUCGUGACGCGCUAGCAGAUCAUACGAUUUGAGAGAAAAAAGUGGUCAAGGGGAAAAAUGUUCUUCCGUUGGAAUUUGUGCAUCUGGCUCCUCUUUGGGUGCAUUCUUUUGGCUUCCAUAGGGGGUGGGGAGAGUUUCUUCAGAUUUCGUGGAAGACGCUACAGGGGGGAUCCGGAAAAACGCUCUCCCGUCAUUUUUGUGCCAGGUGAUGGAGGAAGUCAAGUAGAUGCGAAAUUGGAUAAACCCGAUGUGGUGCAUUACAUUUGUCAGAAGCACACAAAGGAUUUCUUCAACAUCUGGUUGAAUCUUGAACUUCUCGUCCCCCUGGUGAUUGAUUGUUGGAUUGACAAUGUUAAGCUGUACUAUGACAAUGUAACGCGCACCACGAGUAACUCCCCAGGAGUCACAACAAGGAUCCCAGGAUGGGGAACAGCUGAGACAGUUGAAUGGCUCGAUCCGAGUCAUGCUUCAGCGGGGAGUUACUUCAAGGACAUUGGAAAUGCUCUGGCUUCCGUUGGUUAUGUGAGAAAUGUCUCAAUUAGAGGGGCUCCCUAUGACUUCCGGAAGGCACCAAAUGAGAACACACAGUGGUUUGUGGACUUUAAGGUGCUCAUUGAGGAGACGUAUGCACUGAAUGAGAAUCAACCCGUCACCCUAAUUGCCCACAGUAUGGGUGGUCCAAUGUCCUUGGUCUUCCUGCAGCAACAGACGCGCGCCUGGAAGGACAAAUACAUUGCGCGCCUUGUAACACUCGCCGGCGCCUGGGCGGGAAGUGCAAAAGCCGUGAAGGUCUUUGCCAUUGGGGAUGAUUUAGGAUCAUUCGCCCUAAGUGGGAAAACAAUGAGAGCUGAGCAAAUUACAUCCCCAUCUCUGGCAUGGCUGAUGCCCUCCCCCCUCUUCUGGAAACCCGAUGAGAUUCUCGUUCAGACCCAGAGUCGUGCCUACACCUACAAUCAGCUCGAAGAGUUCUUUGACGAUUUGCAGUAUCGCACUGGAUGGGAUAUGAUGCAGGAUAACAAGAAAUACAUGAUGAACUUCUCUCCGCCCGAUGUGGAGGUUCAUGCUCUCUAUGGAACGAAUAUCAGUACAGUGGAGAAGCUGUACUACCGCAAGAGUAAAGGUCUCGACGGUACUCCAGAGUUGAUUAAUGGGGAUGGCGAUGGGACGGUUAAUCUACGCAGCUUACAGGCGUGUACACAGUGGCGGGAUAAGCAAAAGCCCAAAAUCUACACGAUGGAACUUCCAGAGGUGGACCACAUGGCCAUCCUCAGUGAUAGUCGUGUCAUCAAGUACAUCCUGGACUUGCUUCUUCCAGCUAAUUAAUCCAAUUCAGGUAUUUAUUCAGCAAUAAAUAUGAGGCUCUCUACUCGUAGUUUAUGUGUAGCAAAUUUGUGAAAAUUGUGAUGAAAA